Molecule: messenger RNA, 980 nt
Organism: Cercospora beticola
Lineage: Eukaryota; Fungi; Ascomycota; Dothideomycetes; Mycosphaerellales; Mycosphaerellaceae
Source: RefSeq, a predicted model, not a curated record
UUAUGCACGUGCACAGCACAACACGCGGUGCAGCAAAGCGGAGAAAGCGAGCUCUCCUGCGCUGGCCGCUGGAAUGAGAGUCCAAUGCGCCAUCAUGUAGUCGCAGCUGCGAGAGUGCUCUGCAGCACUUCGCCAACGGCUUUCGCGGGAUCCUCACGGCGCUGCUACAGCUCUGUCAAGAAAGACUCCACUGGUCCUGGUCCUGCGCAUCUGGUCAACUUCGUCUACGAGCCCUUCCCGCAGCCGUUCAACUGCACCACCUUCACACAGACUCGCGCCUUCGCCACGGAUCCCUCUCAUCCCUUGUACAUCAAGAUUCAACGCAGAGUUGCCCUUCAUGAUCCUCAAGACUUCCGCUGGGUCGUCCGCUGUCCGAUGGACGUUAAUAAGAAGCCUACUUAUAGGCAUGCCGUGCAGAAGAAACUACGACGCGCGUUCCGGCAUGCUCUGACACAGCGAGGUCUUGACAGUGAAGGGAAGCCAUUGUCCGACGCGGACCUUGCAAAGUUGAAGCGCGUAGAGGGGACCGACAUCGUAAGCGCCGCACCAGCACCAACGGAGAGACUCAGCGGGGCGUUGUGCUUGAUUUUCGUCAACGACCAAAAGCGAGUCCUCACCGCAAAGGGUUGCGAGGUCAGGGCAGAGGCAGAGCGCGUCCUCGAUAAGGUGCUACAGAUCUGGCACGCAGCCAAGAGAGGGCAGCAGCAAGGCAGAAGUGCUCCUGGUAAGCGCCCAUUUCAGGUGCAGCGACGAGGAAGGGCGACGAUGCAGCAAUGGCAGCUGGGCAAGAGGCGAGAAACACCAGGCUCCUCCCAUCCAUGAUCUCGUCAGCUCCAUCGCUGUGCAGUCGUUGAAAGGCAUCAGAUACAUCGAUAUGCGGUCGUCAUUUACUUCACAUACCAACGUUCAACACGCUUCUACCUGCGGUCGGCCAAGUGGAAGCUCUGUCUUCCAGUAGCAUCUUCCCACCUCUUGUCGAC